AUGCCGACUGCCACGACACGUUCUUCUGACACGCAACCCCGUCUGAAACCAGUUUCUGGCACAAAGGCGCGAAGGCAAGAGAGACAUCUGGGCCAUCGCUAUGGGCGUGUCAGGCGUGAAGGCGACGAGGAUAUCGUUCGUGAAGCUCGUUCAGACGACGAAGAAGAAUCGGAAAGCGUGCACUCUGAUGAAGGAGACUCGAUGUCGCAGUCCAGCGCAGCGUCCUUGCCAGACUCGCAUCAGCGCUCGAGCAGCCGCAGCUUUUUGCGACCGGACCUUUCCAAUGGGAACACAUCUUCUCUCUCUGAUCCAUCCGAACCUGUUCCUUCUACAAGCAAUUCAAACUCGCAAGUGUUCCAACAGUCUGGCCUUGAUUGGUCAGACGUCGCCAACGAGCAUGGGGAAGGUGUCCAUGUUGUCCAAUUUGACAACAUGGGAGACCUAGUCAAAGAAAAUACAGGAAAUGACGAGGACGAAGGGGUCCCGAGAGCCAGUUCGCGUGAUCCCAGGGUCAACAAACGACCAGGCGGGAUGUCAGCACGCCAAGUCUAUCUCAAACGACUGGAGAAUGAUCCCGCAUACAUUCCCCGUGUAGGAGAAUUCUGGGGUCACGAUGAACGUUUGCUCGACAAGGAUUUGCGCAGCCUCAGUGGAUGGUGGAGGGGCAAGUGGACCGCCCGUGGAGGGUUUAGUGGCCGAGGUCGUGGAUCAUUCGGUCCAUCAGGACAUCGUCGUUCACUCACUAUUGAUGCCCAGUCUGGCGGACCUCAGUCUGACCCAGUCGACCAAACCUGGAAACACGAUGGCUACGAGGAGAUGAGCAAAGGCGACGAGACCUCCAAGCUUAAGAACCGUGAGGAGACAUCUCGAGGCAGAGGCAGAGGACGAGGUGUGGCUUCGAGAGGACUGAGUCAUGUUACUCGGCCCAUAAGAUCUCAGUCGUCCGCAUCGCAGGCUCAAGCUACACCUCGCCCUUAUGGACAUGGCCGUUCUUAUUCCCUUUGGGGUCGAUAUGAACACGCAUGGACAAAGCAUGCCGUCACGUUUCUCUUCCAAGACGUCCUCAACAAGCCGAAAAAUGGAGAGGAUGUGGGUAUUCGAGUCAAGCUUCCAGGCCAAUCACGAUAUAAUGUCGUUCGCAUCCCCAAAAUAGACUCGUCUGUCGAUGCGUCAUCACCAAGUCGACCAGCGCAGCCAGCAAGGCACAUUAUUGUCAAGCUUCCCAACCGACCUACCUCUCCAAAGGCAGAAAACUCAUCGCUGCCGGACCUGAAGUUGGAUAUUGGUGAAAAGCAAGAGGUCGAACCGAAUCCAGAAAGCGAUCCUCAGCCCUCUGAGGUGGCACAGGCCAAGGACUCUGUGGAGGAAGCCGAGCGCGAACAGGCUGAUGUCACAGCAUUACAGCCAGGAGAGUCGAUUGAGCAUCGCUCCCCCCCAAAAAUUCAGCUCAUCACGAAUCUUUCGACUACCACGCCAUCGCCGGCGUACUCCUCGCCGUCAUAUGGUCCUGGUUACCAAUAUCCGAUGCCUCGUCCAGCCUAUCCAGGCAUGCAAAUGUCCGAUCCAUCAAUGUGGUUUGACCCUCGCAUGCCAUAUGGAUACCCAACACCACCACCCAUGCCCGGUCACGUUUAUACCCCUCCUCCUGCACCUCCUGUUCAUCAAAUUCAUCAUCACCAUCAUUCUCACUCACUUUCUCAUGCCCACAACUUUCCUCAUGGAGCUUCGAUGGUGACCCCUUAUUAUCAUCCGUCUGUCCCCAUGGACUACUCACAGGCUGCUCCGUUGCCCGAGUACAUUGCUGCUCGCCCACAACCAGAGCGUCAUGCAUCCCGCUCAUAUGCCUAUUCCGUGGACGGGGUGAUGGUCGACCCUCAGACCGGGGCUCCAAUUUUUGCUCCACCCAAAGCAACAAAGGUUGCCAUCCGCAAACCGGAAAACGUUUCCAGCAAUGAGCAAGGCCAAAAGGAGCAAGCUUCUAGUGGAGACAAGCCUGUCGGUAACUCUGAAAAGGCAGAGGUCUCGACGCCGGCACCACAGUACGUUUCUCCACCUGAGGGACCGACUAUUUCAUAUCCCCACGCUGCCACUCCAAACUCGGGAGGACCCACAUUCUGGAAUGGCUUUCCUCCUGCCCAGAGUGGUUACUACUAUCCUCACGGGUAUCCAAUGCAUGGGCAAGUCCCAGAGUAUCCAUUUGCCCAACCUCCUCACUCUGCUCACCCGAUGCAAACGUUCCCUCCGCAUCAUUACGGAGAGUCCCAGGACUAUCAACCUCCAGUCUAUUACUAG
Serendipita indica DSM 11827 is the source of this 2292-nucleotide messenger RNA. The record is from the annotation of a GenBank genome assembly. Lineage: Eukaryota; Fungi; Basidiomycota; Agaricomycetes; Sebacinales; Serendipitaceae.